AAGGCGGGGGCGCAGCCCUCCGUAGUGGUGGCAGAAGAGGGGCUGGGGGGGUGGCGGCCACCGAGUUCCCCCCUCUUAUUUUUCUCCUUCGCCCGGGACCCGGCGGCGUCUGCUGGUGGCUUCUUCGUUGACGGCGCCCCCCCUUUUCCCGCUCCCUCGUUCUCCUCCCCAAUUUUCGGGGGGGAAGAGGCCUCUCCCCCCCUCAGCCCACAUAACACACCCCGUCUCUUUCCCCGCCUGGCGGGCGCCCAGUGCGGUGGUUGGGCGGGUGCUGGUGCGGGCACUCGCUCGCUCCCUCUCUGCGUUUGGAAUAUGGUUGGGGAAAUGGAAACCAAGGAGAAGCCGAAGCCGAGCCCCGAUUACCUGAUGCAGCUGAUGAACGACAAGAAGCUCAUGAGCAGCCUCCCCAACUUCUGUGGGAUAUUCAACCACCUCGAGAGGCUGCUGGACGAAGAAAUUAGCAGAGUACGGAAAGACAUGUAUAACGACACAUUAAAUGGUAGUACGGAGAAGAGAAGUGCAGAGUUACCUGAUGCUGUGGGACCUAUUGUACAGUUACAAGAGAAACUAUAUGUGCCUGUAAAAGAAUAUCCAGAUUUUAACUUCGUUGGAAGAAUCCUUGGGCCCAGAGGGCUAACAGCUAAACAACUUGAGGCUGAAACAGGAUGUAAGAUAAUGGUCCGAGGCAAAGGGUCCAUGAGAGACAAGAAAAAGGAAGAACAAAACAGAGGCAAGCCCAAUUGGGAACAUCUCAAUGAAGACUUGCAUGUACUAAUCACUGUGGAAGAUGCUCAAAACAGAGCAGAAAUCAAACUGAAGAGGGCUGUGGAAGAAGUAAAAAAAUUACUGGUACCUGCAGCAGAGGGAGAAGAUAGCCUUAAAAAGAUGCAGUUAAUGGAACUUGCAAUUCUCAAUGGCACCUACAGAGACGCCAAUAUCAAAUCACCAGCCCUUGCCUUUUCUCUUGCAGCGACAGCCCAGGCUCCAAGGAUUAUCACAGGGCCUGCGCCUGUUCUCCCACCAGCUGCUCUGCGUACCCCUACGCCAGCUGGCCCUACCAUAAUGCCUUUGAUCAGACAAAUACAGACCGCUGUCAUGCCAAAUGGAACUCCUCACCCAACUGCUGCAAUAGUUCCCCCAGGACCUGAAGCUGGUUUAAUUUACACACCUUAUGAGUAUCCCUACACACUGGCACCUGCUACAUCAAUUCUUGAGUAUCCUAUUGAACCCAGUGGUGUAUUAGGUGCGGUGGCUACUAAAGUUCGAAGGCACGAUAUGCGUGUCCAUCCUUACCAAAGGAUUGUGACCGCAGACAGAGCCGCCACCGGCAACUAACCUAUGACCUUCUGACCUCUGAACUCUUCACCCAAUGAUGACCUGACCAUGCCUGCCUGCUGAUCAGUUAACUGGUAAUCGCCUUUGCUUGCCUGUCUUCAGUGCAGCGAGCUGAGGCACUUGUCCGUUCGUCUUACCAUCUAACAAAAAGACAAAGAAUUUGUUGUCCUCCAAUUCAGCUUUUUUUCCCUGUUUGGGUGAAAGUGGUUCUAGAACCUGCACUGAAUAGUAGUAAAGCAAUAAGGUCCAAUUCAUCCCUCCGCACUGAUCAUCUUUUAGUGUCCCACCCUAAACGAAUGGUAAGAAGGGCCUCACUUAAGAGAUGGAGGCAGAUGUCAUUUAACUCCCUGAUGACAGAGGCAGUUACUGUGAGACUUCUAGGAAUCUUUUUCUUCUCAUAAAGAAGUCAAAGCUCUCUUUGAAUGUACUGUGUGAUGAUGCAUCAUGCAUGAACCUUUGGUCAGGGAUGUCAUUGGUGAAGGGAUUCCUAAAAGUAUUCAAAAUUUGACAUGCAGUGUAGUCACUACCAAUGCCCUCAAAGGGUAGAAGAUGCAGCCUUUUUUAUAUUACCUGCCAAAUUGGGUGUUUUUAAGAAGAAAAAAGUGCCAUGAAAAAUAGGUUACUGGAUUUUUGAACUACAUCAAUGCAUAAACAAAACAGCAACACUAUUGAAGCUAAACCUGAGAUACAGUUUCUUUUACUAUACAUCAGCUUCCUUAAAAGAUUACACGAGUACAAGGUACAUGCAUUAUGCGUCACGUUACUGGGCAAACUGUUCAAAUAUUUUUUUAAACCUCCCUGUAUAGAAAAAAUUCAUAAGGAUGUAAAAGCCAUGCUUGCCUAUUUGCUGUAUACAUGUAAUGAAAUUGUAGAUAAAGUGUAGUGCAUUGAAACAAAUUGAAAAAAAAAGUAGAUACUUUUACUAUACAAGGGUGCUGGUGCAGAAAAAAUAUAUAUUUUUGGAAAUGUAGCAUUUUAUACUUUCAAGUGUUAUAAAAAAAGAAAAAAGAACAAAGAAACCCUUUAUUUCAUUAAAUGAUUUUUUCUGGUGGUUGUCGAGAAACAAAAGACCAAAAGAGCCUUUUUGUCUUUCUUUUUUAUUUUUUAAGUAUUGGAAUAAGUAUAAAGAAAAGAAAGUGCCUUAUUUUCUUCAUGGUCAUUUAGUCAGAUGUCUCGUAUAAUCAGCUCCUCCCUCAGACAGCAAGUUAAUGCAUGCCACUCAGUCGCCCAGUAUGUGAAAAGAAGCUGUGAGGAAAGACAAAUGAGUUGACCAUUUAAAUUACCUGGUUUUUGCCAUAGCGUGAUGCAUCUUUGCCAGAUCCUAAACUGUGAAAUAGAAUUGUUCCACCAACAGCCAACCGCAUAUUUUUGUAACAUGUUCCCUCUUCAAUUGUAGACAAUAUAUUUUUAUAGUACUUGCUCAGCCUUAAACCAAAGGGUUCUAAGAUGCAGUCUCAUUCUAAAUCAAAGUUUCAGAUUACAAUAUUUAUACAGUAGCAAGUGUUUAUUUCCCCCCAUCACCACCACUUAGGGAUAGGUUGUAUUGUCUCUAUUUGAAAUAGAUGCAGGAAAGUAUAAUAUAACUUGAACUUGCUACAGGAUAUUUUUUUUCUGUGACUAAACAGAACAUUCAGACAGCCUGUCUUUGAGCAUAUUUUAGGUUUUUGUAUGUUUCAUCUACAAUGCCAAAUAGAGUAUACAGUGCAUAAUUCUCAUCAAACUCCUACUUGAUGAAUGUUAACUGCUGGUUGCGCUUUACUGGAAAGAUAGAGUAUCAGUUAACUAUCUUGAAAGUCCAGCUAUGCUUCAGUUUGAGUAAAAAAAAAAGGAUAAAUAGUUAGGCUAGUGGUAUUAAACACUUUACGCACAAAGGUGAAGUAUAAAAAUAACAAGCAAGUAGCAAUAUGCUCGUGGCUUUGAACCAGAUUUGGCAAAGAUCAGGUGAUAACCUGCCCCCUCCAUUGUGUCAACUUAUUCCCCUUAUAACCUUCACAGCUUCCAAAUUAAAGGUCAAUAGUAAGUUAGGUAAGAGGGCUUAUUUUUUAAGCACCUGCAUGGUGACUUUAUCAACAUUAUGUCUCACCUGGAAACAAGUAUAAGUUUAUUUACUAUGCAAUAAACAUUCAUCCUUUUUGUACUCAGCUAGCUUUUCUUUUAUCCUGCCACUGGCUUGUCUUCCUGUUACACAUAGGUUUUUUUGGUUUGACUUUCAGUAUAUGCUGUGCCAUUUUGAGUUUUGUUUGGUUGAAUAAACUUGCGACACUCAAACACUUUGGAGAGAGAAUUGCUAAAACAUUACCAGUAUUUGAUCCAGUUUCAUCUCAACUGUGAUAAACCUGGACAUUUUUAGAUGCUGAUCAAAGGUCUCUUCUUGGGAGAAGUGUGACUUGUAAAAGUAAUGUUUGUUCUGAAAAAAGUUUGAAGACUUAGUUGACAACAUUUUGGAUCAACUUAAAAGCAUGACUUUUGAAAUCUCUGAAUGCCUUGGUUCUCAGUAUUAUCAUUCUUUAUUGAAUUUUUCUUUAUUAAAAUAUGUAGUUUAAGUCUUUUUUUCUGACAGUAUUAUGUAAUUUUUUUUAGAGUGGGUAUAUGGGAGUGUCGCUUGUAUGUAACCGUACAGAUGACAUGUAUUUGUCUAUUACUUUAUCUUAGUUUGAUGCUAUGUAUGUACCAUAACCAACCUAUUGCCUAUGAGAAACAUGUAAGAUAAUGUAUUUACAGCCAUUGUUACAAGUUUAUAAUGUAUUUUUCUAUCUUGUUUUAUAUGUAUGUUAUAUAACAUUCAGAAGAAUUUUUUUCCUGAUUGAGAAAAGGAUACAAAAAUGCAAAACUCACAAUUUUGAUAACAGAAAAUUGCCAAUUGUUUUGCAGUACUUUAUUAUUAUAUUGGGAGUGUUGUCUUUCUUGGGCUUUUAGUUAGCUACUGGAUUGAAUACAUUAGACAUAUUUGGGUUUUAGUUGGGUUUUUACAUAGCUUGCAUUUUAAUUCUUUGGUUCUUUGCUGUUUCUAUUAACCCAUAGCAUUAUUUUAAUAAAUGUUAUAAUACCAACCUACUAA
Messenger RNA from Elgaria multicarinata webbii, 4393 nucleotides. It is a transcript of the gene QKI, whose product is annotated as QKI, KH domain containing RNA binding. Gene Ontology annotation, molecular function: mRNA binding. Bases 313 to 1335 code for a protein of 340 amino acids. Gene Ontology annotation, biological process: regulation of mRNA splicing, via spliceosome. The transcript has 8 exons. NCBI's taxonomy places the organism in Eukaryota, Metazoa, Chordata, Lepidosauria, Squamata, Anguidae. Gene Ontology annotation, cellular component: nucleus. The record is from RefSeq and is a predicted model, not a curated record.